AUGCGGAGAAUACCUGCCUCCUAUACAUCGGAUAUCCGCCCCGCCCCGCCGAGAUUAGCCGAGGCCCAACCUUCCGGCUUCCGUCCCGCCACUUGGUCCGACAACUACACUCAUACAUAUCUCGCCAUUAUGCCCCGCGUUGCCGUUAUCCAGUGGUCGAUCAAGAACCUUGCUGUGGAACAGAACCAUUCCACGGCAUGCGAGUACAUCCGCUCUGCCGCCGCACAGGGCGCGGAACUGGCCGUUCUACCUGAAUACCACCUCUUCGGCUGGGCCCCCGAAGAUCCCUUCUUCGCCGAGCAAGCCUCCCAAACAACAAAGUACCUCGAGGCAUACCAAGCCCUCGCCAAAGAGCUGAGCAUCUGCAUUGUUCCGGGGACACUAGUAGAGAAGCAUCCUCAUCCGGACUCUUCGCUAUCUUCCGAAGAUCAAGACGGUGAUAGAGAUGCUUACGUUCUCUACAACACGGCCUAUUUCAUCUCCAACACCGGCGCCAUCCUCGGCCGGUACAGGAAGAAGAACAUCUGGCAUCCCGAGCGGGAGUAUCUGACUUCUUCGGGCAUGGAAAAACAUGAAGUCUUUGAUACGCCGAUUGGGAAGGUCGGAUUAUUGAUUUGCUGGGACGUUGCCUUCCCCGAGGCAUUCCGAGAGCUGAUUGCAGCUGGGGCGGAGAUCGUGAUUGUGCCUACUUAUUGGGGCCGCUACGACGCGAACCCAGACGCACUAAACCACAACCCGAACUCCGAAGCGCUCUUCCUCGACUCCGUGCUAACAGCGCGGUGUUUCGAGAACACCUGCGGCAUCAUCUUCGCCAACGUCUCCGGAGAAGAGCAGUUCCUCGGAAUGUCGCGGGUUGUUCUUCCCGUCGUCGGGCCCAUCGCGAAGAUGGGCAACGAGGAGGGUGUAUUAGUUACAGACAUGAACAUGGAUCUUGUCCGCAUUGCCGAGGAGAACUACAAGGUACGGAUGGAUAUAAAGAGGGAAGGGUGGUACUACUCUUAUCGGCACUCUGAGAAGAGGUAG
Molecule: messenger RNA, 1023 nt
Organism: Aspergillus mulundensis
Lineage: Eukaryota; Fungi; Ascomycota; Eurotiomycetes; Eurotiales; Aspergillaceae
Product: carbon-nitrogen hydrolase family protein
Exons: 4
Coding region: 1-1023 (340 amino acids)
Molecular function (GO): hydrolase activity, acting on carbon-nitrogen (but not peptide) bonds, in linear amides
Source: RefSeq, a predicted model, not a curated record